Molecule: messenger RNA, 7369 nt
Organism: Porites lobata
Lineage: Eukaryota; Metazoa; Cnidaria; Anthozoa; Scleractinia; Poritidae
Source: the annotation of a GenBank genome assembly
AUGGCGCAUCAAGACGGUGACAAGUCGCUAAAGGCAGAGAAUGAACGCCUUCGUCGCACGUUGUUGAUAGUGGUCUCUGAAAGAAAGAAAAUGGCGUCGCAAAUUACUGGGGUACAAAACCUAGGAGUUCAGUUACAAAAGAAAGACCAAGAACUAAGAACUCUUUCGGAAAAAAAUGAACGGUUGGAAAGUUCUCUAGCGAGAGCAGAGAACAGAAUAACACAACUAAGUCAUCUAGCUGGUAAUAAUGGACAAACGGUAGCUGGUCAAGGCGCCAUUGUUACUCCUGGCGUAUCGAAGAAACUUUUAGAGGCUCUUACUAGGGAAAAUACUAAAUUAAGGCAAGCGUUAGAUCAUAUAACGAACAGAGGUCCAGGUGGCGUCGACUUGGCGGUGGUAAGUAUUGAAAAUUUGGUUUUUGUAGUGAACAUUUCAUUGAAUAUUUGUUGAUGACGGGGAGUCAGUGAAGCGAAAAACAGGGAACUUAGAAUUUGCCCCAUCACAAUGACCUUUUUAUUUAAACUUAAUGAUUAAGCGAUCUUACUACCAGGAAAAAAUAUUGCUUCGCUUUUUUUCUGGAAAAAUUUUAGGUGGAACUAUUUGUCAGGCGUUUCAUUUUCUUGUGAUUGUUUCGCUGUCGGUGGGGGCAUGACAGUGUUAUUCGGGAAUUUUCCCCGCCUGCCAAGGUCGUUGGGGCGGGCACGUUUGCAAUGCCUUUAAUCGUGAUUAUGCUUCGUAAGCAGAAAGUUGUUUGCGCGUUCUUUAGAUUGAUUCUAUCUGAAACGUAGCCUUGCCCUGACGUGUUAGAUUCUUUUCAUACACAAAUGUGGUCUUGAUAACAACGAAUUUCAUUGGCAUUCAGGUCAUUUGUGUCGUUGCGAAACCGAAAGUAAUUCACAAACAGGUAUUGUCUCAUCGAGUAGGGGAUUCCCCGUUGCAGUUUUAUUGGUUGGUAUUCAUAGCGUUCCCGCCGGAUGACACGUUUACAAUACUUCUUUGAAAAUGAAAAGGUGGCUUGUUGGGACACAACUUUUGUCUCCAUUAUUUUUUUUUUGCCUAAAAUCUGACAGACAAAUGUUAGUAAUGCAAGGUUUUUGAAAUUGUUUGAACCUGAAAGAUUUGGAAUUAUUCAUGAUAUUGCAAUAUUACCAGAAUUAAAAAUCUUAUCAACUCCCCUAGCAGAUACUGUUUCACAGAUACAUCUUUCCAAGAAGAGCCCACCAGCUAAAGCUUAUUUAAAUUAAUAUUUUACUCUUAUCCAUGCACAGUUGUGGCUCAAAACUGAAAGAUCAUUAUCAUAAUUGCUGGAAAGCAUAAACAUACUUAUUAUGGAAAUAGAUCAAACAAUUAUGAGGAAGUUGAAAUUGAAAACAAAAAUGCUUGAAGGGUCAUAAAAAUGCUAAGGGAAGCACAUUCAAAUACUUAUUAUUCAUUUAUAUUACAGUCAACCCAAGUCAAGCAUACCCCCCAAGAUUACAUUAAGGAAUUUAUUGUUCAAAAGUUGAAUCCUGUUGGUAGUUGUAGAUUUCAGAUUCAUGUCUGCAUUCUUGCAUGCGUAAUGAGCCAUGAAUUCAUACGCGAUUCAGUUACAAAAUUCUAACAGCUAAGUUUCUGUGAAUUUGACGUAAAUGUCUUCUACGAAAUUUAACCCAUUUAAAGAUUUUCAAUCUGACCAAAUACAGAGAAAUUCUCGUAAAAUAUGCACUGCUCAGUAUGCAUGCAGGGAUGCCAAUUUGAAUUUAAAAUGACUAACGAUUCAUUUUUCAAAUAAUCAUCUUGCUUAGGGCGUACGCUUGACCUGCCUCAACUGUAAUACCAAUUAUGGCGCCAAACCAUUUUUCAAACGAAUUAAUCUCUCAAGACAAGCCUGCAAGAGCUCUUGACUUCCCCUCUGCCUCUCAGAAAUGGCUUGUCUCUUUACAAGCACUGUGCUAGUAUAUUCAUUUAAAGUAAUGAAUUGAUAGAUGAAAAUUAAUAAGCACGAAAUAUUCAGCAGCAUUUCUUUUUUUACAGCUGCCCAAUAUCAAUACAAUGAAGCCUCAAUAUAAUGAAAGGCCAAGGCACUGGCAAAAUAAUUUAGUGGUUUCUGUACCUGGGUUUUCUUUUAUCAAGGUUCUUUAUCAUUUACAACGUUUUACUAUUAUAGGGGCGAAAAAUGCAGCCCGUUGUACUGCCUUGUAUAGGGGUUUGUAUCAUAAAUGCUUAACAAUUUAUUAUAUUGACAUUCACAUUUCAGUGUGAUUUAUUUCCCUUAUUUAUUUUCCCAGGAAAACCGAGAACUACAUGAAAUUAUUAUGACUCUUAGGGAUGAACGAGACAUGAAAAUUAACGAGGUUAAUGAGCUGAAGAAUUUAUUGGCUGCUGUUCAAGAUCAAAAUACAGAGUUUUUGCAAAAUCAAGUCUUGCGCUUGACAGCACAAACCACAAAGCUUGAAAGGAACCUCAAUGCCAAGCAAGGUUUUCUCGAAACUAUAGUCACCGAAAAUGAAACUCUUAAAACGGAACUUCAGACGCUCAAAGAUGAAAAGAUUACCAGAGUCCAAGAUCUGAAGAAAGGACUUGGUGACCUCGCCAGGUCACAGCCAGAAGUCAGGCAAAUCAUGAACCAAGUGUAUGAUAAUGAGGAUGGCAAUUCUGAGGUAGCAAAUUGAUUUUUUUGUGAUUUUAUUUUCAGUACAGUGUAACUAUCACCUUGCAGACACAUCUUAUUAUGGACAAUCAAAUCAAAACAUGAGUUACUGUAUAUCCCCAGUGAAGAUUACGGUAUUUACAGAAUUGAACUGAAACAAUAUCCCACUAUUCCAGACUGAGUCUCAGAUUAAUGACAAUCACUCGCGGUCCUUAGGGUGUCUACAAUAACAGGAGUAGACUGUGAGCUAUGACCCUUGCUUCAGAGUCCAUAGGUCCUAAACUGUGGGAAACCAAGAUAAGACAAAAUGUUGCGAGAUUAUGGGCAAAACAAAUUCUUUUCAUAGUCAACUAGUAGUUUCCCUUAAAAGGUAUUUUUAUUAAAUUUGAAGAGUUUUACAUCUAUACAUGUAGCUGUACAAAACACUUUUCCAGUUACUGUAAUUCAUAUUCAUGUAUGUACAGCUGUAUUUAUUAGUAUGUACUUUUCUUUGUUAAUUAUUCUUACAUGUAUGUUAUGUUACCUUUUUGUGAAGGAAUCUACAUCAUCUCAAGAGUUAAACAGAUUGAAAGAAGAAACCAGCAAAGUAACAGAGGAAUUACAGGCAAAAAUAGAAGAGAAUAAUCACCUCAAAGAAGAACUUGCUAAGACAAUGGACGAAUUAAACACCUUAAAGGACGUCAAUGAAAUUCAUAAUGCACAGCAGCAGUCGGUGAGUGUCUAAAGGGAGAUACUACUGGUAUAAUUUUAUUUCUUCCUUGAAAGGACAUCCAGGUGCAGUUAUAUCCUUUCAUCUUUCUAAUCGGACAAAUCUAUUAAAUGUGUGGCCAGACUCAAUCACAAAGGUACUACAUUGUACUUGUCUUUGAGGAAAAUGUGCAUGGUACAGCUACAUGUAUGAUAGGUGCAAGAUUUGCAAGUGGACUCUUAAGUAUUAUUCACUGCAACAAUGUUUGUUAUUUUGUUGGUACCAAAAUUCACAUACACUAAGUAGACAGCAAUAAGAACAGGAAAUGGUGUGACAUUUACUUCUUAUUAACUGAAAAGGGGCUUUUGAAUUGCAGGAGAUUGUUUAGGCAUGUCUUGAUGCUGUGAGCAAUGUUGAGAAAAUUGUAAAGAGCUGUAAAAGGGAAACAAACAAAAUUGUACUGCAAUGUAAAAGGACUUUUAACCCUUUAAGCCCCAAUAUCCUAUACAAAUUCUGCAAACUGAUCUCUAUACAUUUUCUUAAAGAAUGUGUUGAGAGAAUUUGGUAAAAGAGCAAGGUAUUUUCUCUUAGGUGAUCAAUUUAUUAAUUCUCAUAACCUAAUCUCUUGUAUUCUAUGGAUAUGGUCAGGAGAAAAUUGAUGUUGGUCAUCACUGGGACUGAAGGUUCAUUUACAUGACCACACUACAGGAUUUCAUCAGGACACUCAAAAGCUAGUUUUUUGUUUCUUGCCCCUAAGAUUCCUGGGAUUGUCACAUCAAGCUACACUGUACUCAUGUUUUGUUUUGAAUCCUAGCAUGAGGAAGAGCGAGAAAGGCUUCUCCAGCAAUUACGAGAACUGCAGAACAACCUUACCCUCUUGUCACGUGAAAGAGAGGAGAAGCAGCAACAGAUUGAAGAGCUGCAGAUGGAGCAUGAACUUAUGCGAACUGCAGUAAGUAUUCCCUUUUUAUUUUUCUUUAUUAUAUUGAAAUUAUUUAGCUGUACAUAAGCUUUGUUUGCUGCUGGGCUGAAAGCCAUCACCCCUAAAGAUAAUUUACACGUAUAGAAAAGGCAAGAAUUUCAUUAAAAACCAGUUAUGGUUUUCUGCAAAUUUUAGCCCAGACUCUCUAAUACAUUCUUUUUGUUUCCCUGAAAAGCAAGUGGAAGUACACUGUACCUGUAUAGGCAUGUCAAGAAGUGAACUCAAUUUUUAACAAACUUUAUGGUAGCAGUGAUAGGGUAUAAAAAAGUUUAUUGUGAUGGACUGCAUGUAGUAGUAGUUCUUUCAUUCCAUGCACAUAUUAUUUCUUUAUGCAGAAAUUAAUCAUACUUGUAGGUCCACUGCUUUUCUCACUCUACAUCAUAUCUGUCUUUUGUAGCUUUCAGGUUAUGAAAAUGACUUCAAGAUGGAAAGGCAAGAAAAGAAUAAGGCAUUGUCAGACCAUCAGAAAAUCAUCCGAGAACGGGAUCAGGCCAUUCACAGCUAUGAGCAGCUAAAGAAGGAGCACAUUGGCUUGAGGCAGAACAUUGAACGCAUGUAUUCACAAGCUCAAGCUCAACAGCAGGUGAGAUACAAUGACUCACCGUGUGAUCAAUUAUACUCAUAAGUUCUCCUCUACUUGUGCUUGACCAUUGUGUGGACCAUGAAAAAUUACAUUGUACAUGUACAGUGAGAGAUUCUAUUACAAGUGCGUUAUUGGAUUUUGGACACACAAGAAAUAAUCAUUAUUGUUAAGACUUACACUGUAGUAGCUUUAAGAGGUGAUGCCAGCAGUAGCACAUUUUGUUCUGUUUAAGCCAAUCCUGAUUUGAAAAUUUUAUUUUGGUCAUUUGAAGUAAAUUCUGAUCAAGGUGAAUUAAUCCAGGUGAUAAUUGUGGCAUGGUAAGGAAAGCCUUGUGAAUUUGAUGUAUUGUUUAUUACACUAAAAGUUUGUGUACAUGUAUUCUUGAGAGAUGUUUUUGUUCUAGCACUAUUUCACUUAGUCCUGUUUGUGUUUUUCUUUAGGCUCAAGCGGCAUACAGGCGACAAACAUCUGCUGCGCGCACUUGUGCAGCACAAGUACAACAGCAACAACCAGCACUGAGGCCAAGGGGUUAUGGAAUGGAGGCAUGUGCGGAUGGACCAGGAGAUGAUUUUACAGAUUCACCAACCAGUCCUCUUAAAGAAAACCCAAAGCCAGCUCCAAGACGCUACUUAAGCCAGGGCAGUCAGCUUCAGUGCCCCAACUGCAAAAAAUUGUUCCCUCACGACUUGCUGGAGAAUCACAUGAGAGACUGUACUGGCGACGAUUAAUGUAGGCCAGCUGGCAUGGGCAGGAUAAUGACAAGAUGAUGAGAACUUUUCUGGUUAUUUUUCUGCUCAUGCAAGCUGGCAUGGAUAAGGUGUAACAUCAAGGAAGUCGUGAAGGACUUAUUCCACUCAAUGGAGUGGAUUGAACAGCGUCAAGUCGGCAGCUGUCUCUACGAAGUCAAAGUUAUGAAGAAGGCUUACCACUUUAAAGUGAUGGCGUUUGAAGCCAUGAUGUAAUUUUAUUGAAAUGAGCUUGGGGCAAUAAACAAUAAUAUUGAGGUUCUGCAGAUAUGUAUGGAUUAUCACUGAUAACAAAUCAAUGGGGAAAGACUGAGAAAUACAAUGCACAUGUAUUUGUGUGUGCUGACGUUGGUGUGGUGAGCUCUGCAAGGUAAUGGAAUACAUCAAACUAAGAAGAAGAACAGACGAUUCUAAUACCAGUACCAUUUGUAGAUUUUGUUAUCUUAUCUACAUGUAUUUGGGUUUGUUGCAGUCACUUCUAAUAUUUCCAGUUAAGAAUCUUUUUGGGAAGGAAAACAGAAAGGUAGUUAAUGGCACUGAGAUAUCUGGGAUAGUUUGGGUAAUAAUGUGAUUAAUAUUUUUCCAUAGUCUGUCUCUAAUUGGCCACAGACAUGACAUCAAAAUGUUCAAAACUAAAGGGGAACCACAAGCUGCAAACAAGUGGUUUCACUGUAAAGGUAAAAGUGGUUUCAUGUCAUUUCUAUGGUCAAUAAGAGAAUAGACCAUGGAAAAUUAGUCCCAUGUUUAGGUUCUCCAAAAAUUGCAUGCGAGAGAAGCAAGUGCCCAGUCUCCUGAUGGUUCUGGACUGGAUGAUACUGAAAGUGUGGCUUAACUUACGCAAACCUUUGAACAUAAAUUGCAAGUACAAUGAGAGUGUUGAUGAAUCUUUUGAGUAUGCAAUUCAUGAAGUCAUGUUGUCAAAGAAAGAGGAAAAAAAACUCCUUUCUUUGUACGAAGCAAAACAAAAAAAGUCGCAGUACUAUACUAUGGUAUGAUUUCAUGUAAGUAGUGCAUGUGGUAUACCGUAAUUCGUUAUUAUGAUCAAAACUCAUUGUUAUACUUUAUAUGAAUUUUUUAUGAUGAUUAUACAUCCAAAUGUUUGAUUGGCAUAUAUGUAGCAGCUGUGCUAUGCUGAAAAAUGAUGUAAUGAUGUUCUUGCCUGAUUGCUUGGUCUUAAUAAAUCUGCUAUGUCUUCUGCACGUUUUGAUUAUGAAAAUAUCUUUGAACAAAAAGGAACCUGCUUUUUUUUUUAAAGUUUAAGGAAAUAGAAGAAUUCAAGAAUCUUCCCUGUAGCUCUGUUCAUUUGAUUUCUCAUUAGUUUCAGUUCUGGUUUUGCAUUAUAUAGGACCUGAAAAUUGUGUUUUGAACCAAGAAUAUUUCACUAAGUUUAUUUUCGUUUUUCUAUGAGUUGUUUACGUUUCUAGUUUUAACUUUUAGUUGAACUACAAUAAGCACCUACUAAAUAGCCACCCAAACUAACAAAAAAUUAAUUAAUUUCCGAGUUAGACAGAUUUCGCUUAAGCUACGGUGGUUGUGUUCCUUAAAUAAAAGUACCCGCAGUUAAAACGUUAUAUGAAAAAAAGUUAUACAUAAAAAUCGGUUUCUUUAAAUAGUUAAAGAACACUGGGAUGUAUAUAUUUCUAUUGUUGAUUAUAUUUUUCUUGUUAAUAUUCGUUACUCUUUUUUGACUUGUAGUCAAGACUCGUUGCAAUUGUUUUAUGCAAUAUAAAGAAUGUAAUUA